This is a messenger RNA of Boleophthalmus pectinirostris (great blue-spotted mudskipper), 5155 nucleotides long. RefSeq names its product tocopherol (alpha) transfer protein-like (gene ttpal). The coding region runs from base 42 to 1073 and encodes 343 amino acids. The record is from RefSeq and is a predicted model, not a curated record. The transcript has 6 exons. Gene Ontology annotation, molecular function: phosphatidylinositol bisphosphate binding. NCBI's taxonomy places the organism in Eukaryota, Metazoa, Chordata, Actinopteri, Gobiiformes, Gobiidae. Gene Ontology annotation, cellular component: membrane.
CCUCAACACGGAAGUGAUUAAACGAUCCUCGCAGACAGUCCAUGGCAGAUCAGCAUGAGUCCAUUGACCUGGGUUCUCCUCCCCUGGGCCCUGAGGCGCAGUCGGGCUGGUUCCCUGGUCCUCCUCCGCCUCUAUAUGUCUGCACUCUCACCCCAGCACUGGAGGCGAAAGCCAGGGACGAGCUCCAGGAGAAACCAGAGUGGAGGCUCCGAGACGUCCAGGCUCUGAGAGAUAUGAUCCUCAAGGAGCAGCCUAACCUCCGGACACGUCUUGAUGAUGCAUUUCUUCUGCGUUUCCUUCGGGCACGAAAGUUUGACUAUGACCGCGCUCUGCAGCUGCUCCUCAAGUACCAAGCUGGGAGGAAGGCUUGGCCCGAGGUCUUCCAAGACCUGAAACCCUCAUCAGUGAAGCACGUUCUGGAGCUGGGCUUUCUCACAGUGCUGCCCAAACCAGACCCACAUGGACGCUACAUACUCUGCCUCAGACCAGGGAAGUGGAAGCCCAACGACUACCCAUUUGUGGACAAUGUUCGUGCUCUGUACCUGACUCUGGAGAAGCUGAUCCAGCCGGAGGAGGCACAGGUGAACGGGAUCGUGAUCCUGGCUGACUACAGCGGAGUCGGGAUGUCUCAGGCCUCCAACCCUGGACCUUUCCUCGCCAAGAAGGUUGUCAGCAUCCUACAGGAUGGGUUUCCAAUCAGAAUCAAAGCUGUAAACAUCAUCAAUGAGCCCAGAAUCUUUAAAGGAAUCUUUGCCAUAAUCAAACCUUUUCUGAAAGAGAAGAUGGCUGAGAGGUACGUCCUGCACGGCUCAGACCUGCGCUCACUGCACAGACACAUCCCUCGCUCAGUCCUGCCCCCGGAGUAUGGAGGCACUGCUGUAGACCUGGACCUCGGGGCUUGGUCCAGACUCCUCCUGGACUGUGAGGAGGAGUUCAUCGUGGAGUUCUGCCAGCCCGAUCCACUAGAGGGCGUCGUGCUGCCAGACUCCAUGCUGUUUGAAGGAGACGGGGCCAGUGGAUACGAGGAGGACAGCUUCAGAGCCCUGCGCUCACAGUUGUACUACUGCUACUGAAAACGCCGCAGAGGGAGUAUCUGUGUGUAUUAGAAUGAUUUGAAUUCACAGUUUAAUAGGCUGCGUUCACAUGACAUCCCAACAUUGUAGAAUCCCUAUAGUUUAAGGGAAGCUGGAGGACAGGUUAGAAUUGACCCUGAGUACCACGACAGCAGGCUACUUCCUUUCAGAGGGAGGGAUGCUGAAGCCAUUUGCGCUUGAGGUUUGCGCUGAGUCGUGAUAAUACCAAUAAAUCCUGACAGAUUAGACAGUGACAGGGAGCUGUGUGUGGAUGUCACUGACAAUUGACAUAUGUUAAACACUUUACAAAGAGAAAACUGGAGGACACUGCAUUUAGCAAAGUAGAUCUUUGUGUGUCAAUCCUUCUUUUAAAACAUUAAAUGUAACAUAAAACAGAAUGAAAUUUCUUGUAAAGACAAUUAUUUGUAUACAUUAUACAUUCCAUUAUAUAUUAUUGCCAUCUGUGGUAUUAUUGAAAUAUUUAUUAGCCUUUGAAUUAGCAAUAGCAUUGGCACACAAAGAGUUUGUAAAAGCAGACAUGUUCUGUGGUGAACUUUUCCUCGCAUUUGUAAAGCCUGUUCUGUCCUGGAAUUUGCUGUUUAACUGUUAGAUUGUAGAUUUGUUUAAAAAACAGUGAGUCUCCCAUAGAGUUACACAAGCCCCUGUCCUCCAUCUAAAAUUAUAACAUCAACAAUUUUUUAAAUGUGAAUGCAACCUAUUAUCAACUAGAGUGGUUUUAAGGUUAAGAUAAAGAUGAUCAAUAUCACCACUCAAAUGAGUUCACAUUGUUCUAACACAUGAAGGUUAUACUUUUCAAUGCAUAUUCUGUUUCAUAAAAAAUAGGUGGGUACAUUUAGAGGGUAAAUGCCAAUAUAAGACAUAAUUUAUUUUAAUAGAAAAGUCCGAUAUGUAGUUUAUACGUAGCCCAGCUCCUGUAGCUGCAGGGCUGAGUCUUCUGCAUGGGUAGCCUUUGUUUAUCUACUGCAAAAAUGUAAACAUUAUUUACUUGAACUAACUUUCAUUUUAAUGUAUUUACUUCCUUAUUUUACUUAAAGAAACAGUUUGUAGCCUGCAAUCUUACAGUUUUAAAAAGGUACUACAAUCACAACUGAACCUGGGUUGUGUUGCCAGAGCCAUAACUUGCAAAUAGAGGACACAUCCAAGCUUUACAGUAUGUGGACAUGGUGAGGCUCAUUCUGCUGUCUGAUUGAAUAAUUGUCUUGAGAACCAAAACACAAAAUUAUAACCUGAACAACUUGGCCUUCAUGUCCAGUGUCCAGUCGUAAUUAAGAAUAAAUAUAAUAAUAAAUAAUAAUACACAAUAAACAGCAUUACAAUUAUUAGUAGUAAAUGUUAUAUUGUAUUUGAACAUGUUUGCCUCGUAUCUGAGGACACAGACAGGUCAAGUUUAUAUAAUACAAAGUCAAAAUCUUACAUACAGUUUCUUUAAGAGUACUGGUUACUACUUCCUGGGUCUAGAGUACUUUUGAAGAGAUUUCUGAGCAGUUCAAGUUUUAUGACUUGUUAGAUAUUUUACAGUGUAGCGAAAGGCAAAACAACUAUUAGCCAUACUUAAAAAAAAAAUCCAUCCAGCUUAGUAUAUUUGAAUUUAGUAUUAUGAACUCUCAAUUGCCUUAAAUGUAUUUUGUGUUUGCCAUAUUGAUAAUACUGUACCAAAGCAAUACGGCACAUCCUCACACUGCUCUGUGAGAGGAAAUGUGUCCUCUAGUUUUAAAGGAGAUGUAUAUUAUUCCCAAUAUUGACCUUUUUACCAACUCACAGAUGGAGUUCUCAUGGGUGCCAGAAGAGGGCGCAAACGCCACAAUUAUACAUCAGUGCACUGCUACCGCAAUAUGGAUUUGAAUUCCAAGACAAAACACAUUUUCAACCAGUGCAAUUUAAAGGUGAACCGUGUAACUUUUCUGGUGUGGGGUCUGCCUCCUUAGCGACAUCAUUGCUUUGCCUGGAUGUUCCACAGUAUUGCAUUAAUCAUAUCUAUAUUUUAUAUAUUCAAAUGCAAUUAAAAACUUAGAAAAAAACACACUUUUACUGUGAGCGAGGCAGUCAUUAGCCAUAGCAAUUAAUGACUUCAAACAAAAUAUCCUGCCUUUUGAAUGGUAAGAAGUCCUCAAAAUGUCACCUAUAACAUGAAGCCGGAACAAUGAAUAGAUAAGUUAAACUCCAUAUUGCAUAUAAUUUCAGGCAAAACAAUAACAUCCCCAUGGAGACAAGUUGGAGAUAGACCCUCCACAGUGCACUUUGUUGGUUAAACUUCAAUUAACUGUGCCGCCCUUCUCUAAAUAUUGAGAUAAUGUGCAUGAAGUGUCUUGCUCCAUGACAUGACAACUUGCACCAUUUGAAGCUGGCAUCAAACUACCAACUCUUCUGUUAAAAACCACUGAGCCACUGUUACCCUCACGCCAUGGAUUAAGCUGCAGAUGCCCUUCAUGCAUUCUUUAAAGAUGCACUGUGUAACUUUUCUGGUAUAAUUGUACAGCACCUGCUUGUUUCCAUGGAGAUUAAAAGAAUGCUAGAAAUAAAAAAGAAAUAAAGGCUAUAUGUGGACUUUUAAUGCCAUAUUGUGGGACAUUACAGGCAAAGCAGAUGGUAUACUCUUCUCCAGAAAAGUUCCACAUUUCAUCUUCAAGUCACAAAAUGUUCAGGUAUUUUUAAAAAGGCAGAAUAAAAUGUAAUAUGUCUCCUUUAAGCAUAUUAUGAAGCUAAAAUCCAGUGUUCAAGGGCCUUUGUUCAAAUUUGUGCUUUAGUAAGUUGUGUGAAUGUCUUUAGAUCAAUUUGUAUUGUUUUAUAUUUACGCCUUAUUUUUGUUCUUUAUUCUAGAAUUGUCAACUUUAAUACUUGAUUGCCUGGGGAAUCUUAACACUGUAGAUGUGAGGAGGGGUCUGCUACACAACUACUGGAAAAGUUAGUUCACCUUUCAACAUUUAGUAGCAUUUUUGUUGCAGUUAUGUUUUCAAAAAAAAAAAAAAAAAAAAAAAAUCAUUUUAAUUCAAUUUAACAGCACUUUUUUUUUUCUUUUUUGGUUACCAUGCUUUUGAUAAAUAUAUUUUUUCCAUAUAAUUGCUAUUUGAUUUUGAGCAGUACCAAAGUCUUAGAAAUGUUUCUUGUUGCUUUCCAUAUGAUACAGUUUUAAAAGUACAGUAUGCAACUUUCUGGAGGAGGCAUGUCACCUGCACGAUUCCAUGGAAAAGUUAAAACCAUACUUCGAAACAUUCUCCUUGGAGAUAGAAGUUUUAUGUGAUUGUGUGGAAUAUCAUAGCCAUGGAAACAGGCAGGGGGACGUCCUCCUUCAGGCCAAAUAAGAGUCAAGUUUGUGGAGAUGCAAGCCCACUCACGGUAAGGAUGCAUGAAAACCAAACCACAAAACCCAAAUGAAAAAGUAUGCUUUUAUUUUAGUCAAUUUUUUAGCUACAAAGUUACAUUUUAACUAAGAUUUUUUACCAAAAUAAAUACAAUAAAUACCGGCUUACUAUUUUUAUUUUUAUUUUUAAACAAAUGCAUGUACAGUAGUUCCUUACCAAAAUUAUGGUCAUUUUAUGUGCUUCAAUCACUGAGUCUAGUUUAUUUGUUUAGUCAUAUAUUUUUUGUUUCUUUGCUGGCUGCUUUUGUCAUUUUUUUUAAACAGUUUGACUAUAGAAAUGAUUUAGUAUCACAAUUGUGUAGGAAUUAAGAAAUGGGGUGAACUGAACUUUUCCACACAAUAAUACAUUAAGAACAGUGAAUAGAAGUGUGUUUUGCCAAACUGUACAUAAGGCCAUGUGAAUAUGUGCAAUAGUGUGGAUGUUGUGUUAUUUUUACAGUUUUGUUCAAGUCAUGCAUGUUACCAUAUGAUUCACUGUGUUAGAUGAUGUUGGUAAAGAUUGAAGUUCUAUUGAAGUGUCUGUCUGUUUUGUACCUGCUACUGUGUCCUCUUAUGUAACAUUUGAUAGGGCUGUUAACGUUUUAUGAGGGGACUGUACGCUUUACAGGAUCAGAUGACCUUCACAUGGCUUCAUCCAAUCAUUCAAUGCAAUGUGACCAAGAUGUACAGUAAGGAUACACUGUACUAACUGAUUUAUACGUUC